Molecule: messenger RNA, 5781 nt
Organism: Peromyscus eremicus (cactus mouse)
Lineage: Eukaryota; Metazoa; Chordata; Mammalia; Rodentia; Cricetidae
Gene: Myh15
Product: myosin heavy chain 15
Exons: 41
Coding region: 1-5781 (1926 amino acids)
Cellular component (GO): myosin complex
Molecular function (GO): actin filament binding; cytoskeletal motor activity; ATP binding
Source: RefSeq, a predicted model, not a curated record
AUGAUGGAUCUGUCUGAGUUUGGAGAUGCUGCAGCCUUUCUCAGAAGAAAUAAGGAUGAUCCUCUGUUAGAGUCCCCAGCCUUUGAUGGGAAGAAGAAAUGCUGGGUUCACGAUGGGAAGAAUGUUUAUAUCGAGGCUGAGGUUAAAGAGAGUGACGGUGAUGGAAAAGUACUUGUAGAAACUAGAGAUGGAGAGAGUCUGAGAAUUAAGGAGGACAAUAUCCAACAGAUGAACCCUGCAGAGCUUGAAAUGGUUGAAGAUCUGUCAAUGCUGCUUCACCUCAAUGAGGCAUCUGUGCUUUACACCCUGAGGAGACGUUAUGACCAUUGGAUGAUCUAUACGUAUUCAGGCCUCUUCUGCGUGGCUAUAAACCCUUACAAGUGGCUUCCAGUGUAUCAGAAAGAGGUCAUGGCUGCCUAUCACAGGAAGAGGCGAUCCGAGGCUCCCCCUCACAUCUUUGCUGUCGCCAAUAGUGCCCUUCAGGAGAUGCUCCGCAGUGGAGAGAAUCAGUCCAUACUCUUCACAGGAGAAUCUGGUGCUGGAAAGACAGUGAACACCAAACUGACGAUUCAGUAUUUCGCCACUGUGGCAGCUGUAAGUGAGACCAAGAAAAAGCCGGGGAUUUCAGAAGAUCAAAUUGUACAAACGAAUCCUGUCUUAGAAGCAUUUGGAAAUGCCAAAACUCUGAGAAACGACAACUCUUCUCGUUUCGGAAAAGUCAUCAGGAUGCAUUUUGGUGCAAGAGGCACACUGUCAUCUGCAGAUAUCCAGAUCUAUUUUCUAGAAAAAUCCCGGGUGGUUUAUCAGCAGCCUGGAGAGAGGAAUUACCAUAUCUUUUAUCAGAUUCUGUCUGGAAAACAAGAACUUCAGGACAUGCUCCUGGUGUCUACAAAUCCCUCUGACUUUCACAUUUGCUCCUGUGGAGUGGUUGCUGUGGAGAGCUUAGAUGAUGCGGAAGAAUUUCUGGCCACAGAAAAAGCCAUAGACACCUUGGGAUUUCUUCCUGAUGAGAAGCUUCGGUGCUAUAAGAUCAUUGGAGCCAUCAUGCACAUUGGAAACCUGAAAUUUAGACAGAAUCCCAGAGAAGAGCAACUGGAGGCUGAUGGCACAGAAAAUGCUGACAAAGCUGCUUCUCUCAUGGGCAUUAACUCUUCUGAGUUGGUGAAGGGCCUGAUCUAUCCUAGAAUCAAAGUUGGUAAUGAGUAUGUUACCAGAAGUCAAACUGUACAACAGGUAACCUAUGCUGUCGGUGCACUGUCUAAGUCAAUCUACGAAAGGACGUUUAAGUGGCUGGUGGCACGCAUAAACCAGGUCCUGGAUGCCCAGCUGUCAAGCCACUUCUUCAUAGCUGUUCUUGACAUCACUGGUUUUGAAAUACUCGAUUACAAUAGUCUUGAGCAACUCUGCAUUAAUUUUGCCAAUGAAAAGUUGCAACAGUUUUUCAAUCAGCACAUGUUUAUUCUGGAGCAAGAAGAAUACAAGAAUGAAGGUCUUGACUGGAUAUCCAUUGACUAUGGUCUGGAUUUGCAAGCCUGCAUAGAUCUCAUUGAGAAGCCCAUGGGCAUUCUUUCCAUCCUUGAAGAGGAAUGUAUGUUUCCUAAAGCUACUGACAAGACUUUUGAGACCAAGCUCUUUGAUAACCAUUUUGGAAAGUCACCUUACUUCCAGAAACCUGCAUCUGCUGGGAAGAACUCUGAAGUUCACUUUGAACUUGCUCAUUAUGCUGGAGUGGUCCCUUAUAAUGUCAGUGGUUGGCUUGGAAAGAACAAAGACAUUCUUAAUGAAACUGUGGUGGCUCUCCUUCAGAAGUCCUCCAACAGAGUCCUGGCGAGUCUCUUUACCAAGGACUUCCUUUCUGGCAGUGCUAAACAGUUUGGCGAGAAGACACACAGGAAAGGAGCAUCGUUCCAGUUGAUUUCAUCUCUGCAUAAAGAAAACAUAAAUAAAUUGAUGACAGAUUUGCAAUCAACCACACCUCAUUUUGUGAGAUGUAUAAAUCCAAAUAUGAACAAAAUGCCAGGUGUAUUGGACCCUUUCUUGGUUCUCCAGCAGCUUCGAUGUAAUGGUGUCUUGGAGGGGAUUAGAGUAUGCUGUGAAGGCUUUCCAAGUCGGAUGCUAUAUGAUGACUUUAAGCAAAGGUACUGCAUUCUAAACCCAAGGACCUUUUCAAAGAGUGACUUUGUGAGCAGCAGAAAAGCAACUGAAGAAGUACUUGGUUUCUUGGAGAUAGACCAUUCCCAGUACCUGUGUGGAGUCACCAAGGUGUUUUUUAAACCUAGCAUUCUGGACCAGUUGGAAGAAAGGAGAGAUGAGAAAAUAUCUAAAGUCUUCACCUUGCUCCAAGCCAGAGCACGGGGAAAGCUGAUGCGUAUUACAUUCCAGAAGAUUCUAGAAGAAAGGGAUGCCCUUGUUUUGAUCCAAGAGAACAUAAGAGCUUUUAUGGCUGUGAAGAGCUGGCCCUGGAUGGGGCUCUUCUUCAAGACCAAGCCUCUUGCUAAGUCUGUGGGAGUUGGAGAGGAGGUAGCGGGACUGAAGGAAGAGUGUGCACAACUUCAGAAGGCUUUGGCGAAUUCAGAAUCCCAGAGGGAGGAACUGAAAACAAAGCAAGUCUCCCUUGUCCAAGAAAAGAAUGAUCUACUUCUAAAGUUGCAGGCUGAACAAGAGACCCUGGAAAAUGCCAAGGAACAGUGUGAGUCGCUGAUUAAAUCCAAGAUGCAGCUGGAGGACAGAGUCAAGGAGCUGUCUGGGAGGAUGGAGGAAGAAGAGGAGAUAAAUUCUGAGCUGACGGCCAGGGGGCGGAAACUGGAAGAUGAAUGUUCUGAGUUGAAGAAGGAGAUCUAUGACCUGGAAACAAUCUUGGCAAAGUCAGAGAAGGAAAAGUGUGCAGCAGAGCACAAGGUCAGGAUCCUGACUGAGGAAGUGUACUCUCUCAAUGAGGAAGUCAGCAAACUUACCAGAGCAGUGAAGGCUGCGCAAGAGGUCCAGCAGCAGACCCAGGAGCAUCUGCACAUAGAGGAGGAGAAACUCAGCAACAUGAGCAAAGCAAGCCUGAAGCUGGGUCAACAAGUUGAAGCGUUGGACGGUGCCCUUGAACGGGAGAGGAAAGCCAGAAUGAAGUGUGAGAGGGAGAAGCUCAAGUUAGAGGGUGAGUUAAAGAAGAACCAGGAGGAUGCCGAGAACCUGGAGAGCAGCAAGUGGCAGCUGGCCGAGCAGCUGAGGAAGAAAGAAUUUGAAAUGAGUCAGAUGAAUUCAAAAGUGGAGAGUGAGAAGAACUUGGUAUCUCAGCUUCAGAAGAUGAUGAAAGACCUUCAGGCUCAAAUACUAAAUUUGAAAGAGGAACUGGAAAAUGAAAGGACCACUAGAGCCAAGGUGGAAAGAGAGAAAGCUGACCUCACCCAAGACUUAGAAGAUUUGAAGGAGAGGCUAGAAGAGGCAGGGGGCACCAGUUUGGCUCAGAUGGAGGUAACCAAGCAACAGGAAGCAAGAUUUCAGAAGCUUCGCCAUGACAUGGAGGAGACUACGAGACACUUUGAGGCAACCUCUAUCUCUUUGAAAAAGAGACAUGCAGAGAACCUGGCUGAGCUUGAAGGCCAGGUAGAACAUUUACAGCAGGUCAGGCAGGUGCUAGAACAAGAAAAGAGUGAGCUGCAGUUACAAGUGGAUGACCUCCUGACCCGUGUCGACCAGAUGGCCAGAGCAAAGGCAAAUGCUGAGAGAGUCUGCAGUGUGGCUGAAAGGCGCUUGAAUGAAGCAAACACAAAACUGAAUGAGGUGACUCAGUUAGCAAAUGACCUGACAGCACAGAAGACGAAAUUUCAGAGUGAGAGCGGUGAGUUCUUAAGAAGACUGGAAGAAAAGGAGGCUCUGAUAAGCCAACUUUCCAGGGAAAAGAGCAACUUUACUCUGCAAAUUGAAGAACUGAGAGGACAGCUAGAAGAAGAGACCAGGUCUCAGAGUGCCUUGGCCCAUGCCCUGCAAUCGGUCAAGAAUGACUAUCACCUUCUACGAGAGCAGUAUGAGGAAGAGCAAGAGGUCAAGACUGAGCUGCACCGGGCUCUCUCCAAGGUCAACAAGGAAACAGUGCAGUGGAGAGUGAAGUAUGAACACGACACCAUCCAGAGAACUGAGGACGUGGAGGAAGCCAAGAAGAAGCUGGCGAUUAGGCUGCAGGAGGCUGCCGAAGCCAUGGAGGUGGCCAAUGCCAGGAAUGCCUCCCUGGAGAGGGCCAGGCACAGGCUCCAGCUGGAGCUGGGGGAUGCCCUUUCUGACCUGCAGAAGGCCCGCUCUGUGGCAGCUGCCCUGGAGCUGAAGCAGCAGCACUCAGACCAGGCCCUGGCUGCCUGGAAGCAGAAGCAGGAGGAGGCCCAGGCGCUGCUGCAGGCCUCUCAGAAGGAGGCCCGGGCCCUCGGCACUGAGGUCCUCACCCUCAGGCACGCCUGUGAGGAAAGCACCGAGGCCCAGGAGACACUGAGGAGGCAGAACCAAGACCUUCAGGAACAGAUUUGUAGUCUCACGAACCAGGUGAGAGAAGGGAUCAAGAAUUUAGCUGACGUGGAAAAGGCCAAGAAAUUGAUUGAACAAGAGAAGACUGAUGCCCAAAUGAUGCUGGAGGAAACAGAGGGAGCCCUGGAGAGGAAUGAAAGCAAGAUUCUUCAUUUCCAGCUUGAACUCUCGGAAGCUAAGGCAGAGCUGGAAAGGAAGCUGUCGGAGAAAGAGGAAGAAACAGAGAAGUUGAGGGAGAAGCAUCAGCAGGCCCUGGGUUCCCUGCAGUCCAGUCUGGAUUCUGAAACUUCGAGCAGAAUGGAGGCCACCCGGCUGAGGAAGAAGAUGGAAGAGGACCUCAAGGAGGUGGAGAUUCGGCUUUGUGCUGCCAACGGGCAGGUGUCACAGACAACUAGAGCCUUGGGCCAGCUUCAGAGUCAAAUGAAGGAGCUCCAACAGCAGCUGGAUAACAGCACGUACCAGAACAAGGACCUGAAGGAACAGGUGGCUCUGGCUGAGCAGCGCAACACUCUUCUUCAGUCUGAACUAGAAGAACUGAGGUCCUUGCAAGAGCAGACAGAGCGAGGGCGCAAGCUGGCAGAAAAAGAGCUCCUGGAAGCCACAGAAAGAAUCAAUCUUUUCCACACUCAGAACACAGGUCUCCUCAGCCAGAAGAAGAAACUGGAGGCUGAUGUUGCCCAGAUGCAGAAGGAAGCUGGAGAGAUGUUGCAGAGGUGUCAAAGGGCAGAAGAAAAGGCCAGAAAGGCAGCUGCUGAGGCAGCCAACACGUCGGAAGAACUGAAGAAAGAACAAGACACUAGUGCUCACUUGGAGAAGAUGAGGAAGAAUAUGGACCAGACAAUUAAAGACUUGCAGAAAAGGCUGGAUGAAGCAGAACAGACAGCUGUGCUGGGGAGCAAAAAGCAAAUCCAGAAACUGGAAUCCAGGGUGCGGGACCUGGAAGGGGAACUGGAAGCCGAACUCAGGCGCAGUGCAGAGGCCCAGCGGGAAGCUCGCAGACUGGAGCGAGGCAUCAAAGAGCUGACCUAUCAGGCAGAAGAAGAUAAGAAGAAUCUGAACAGGAUGCAGGCUCUGUCUGAUAAACUUCAGCUGAAAGUGCAGAGCUACAAGCAGCAAAUGGAAGCCGCGGAGGCUCAAGCUAAUCAAUACCUUUCCAAGCAUAGGAAGCAGCAGCAGGAGCUGAAGGAAGUCAAGGAGAGGGCAGAGGUAGCAGAAUCUCAAGUCAAUAAGCUCAAAGCCAAGGUGAAGGAGUUUGAAAAAAAGGUUCGAGAAGAAUAA